Microthlaspi erraticum is the source of this 972-nucleotide messenger RNA. The record is from the annotation of a GenBank genome assembly. NCBI's taxonomy places the organism in Eukaryota, Viridiplantae, Streptophyta, Magnoliopsida, Brassicales, Brassicaceae.
AUGGGUCGAAUUCCAUGUUGUGAAAAGGAGAAUGUGAAGAGAGGACAAUGGACUCCCGAAGAAGACAACAAAUUGGCUUCGUACAUUGCUCAACAUGGCACUCGUAAUUGGCGUCUCAUCCCUAAGAAUGCUGGGCUGCAGAGAUGUGGGAAGAGCUGUAGGCUACGAUGGACGAACUAUUUGCGUCCUGAUCUGAAACAUGGACAGUUCUCCGAGGCUGAAGAACACAUCAUUGUCAAGUUUCACUCUGUUCUUGGUAACCGGUGGUCGUUGAUUGCGGCGCAGCUUCCUGGUCGGACAGACAACGAUGUGAAAAACUAUUGGAACACGAAGCUGAAGAAGAAGUUAUCGGGAAUGGGAAUAGAUCCGGUCACACACAAGCCAUUCUCGCACCUAAUGGCAGAGAUUACCACUACUCUCAAUCCUCCUCAGGUUUCUCACCUCGCCGAAGCUGCCCUCGGUUGUUUCAAGGACGAGAUGCUUCACUUGCUCACCAAGAAGCGCGUUGACCUAAACCAAAUCAACUUCUCACACCCUAACGCUAACCCUAACCCUAACAACUUUAACCAAAUGGUUGAUAACGAAGCUGGUAAGAUGAAGAUGGAUUGUUUGGAGCAUGGGAAUGGGAUUAUGAAACUAUGGGACAUGGGGAAUGGAUUCUCCUACGGAUCAUCUUCAUCUUUUGGGAAUGAAGAGAGGAAUGAUGGAUCCGCGUCACCUGCGGUUGCGGCGUGGAGGGGUCACGGAGGGAUACGUACGGCGGUGGCUGAGACGGCGGCUGCGGAGGAGGAGGAGAGAAGGAAUUUGAAGGGAGAGGUGAUGGAUCAAGAGGAGAUUGGAUCUGAAGGAGGAAGAGGAGAUGGAAUGAUGAUGAUGAGGAGCCAUCAUCAUCACCAACAACACCAUGUGUUCAAUGUGGAUAAUGUCUUGUGGGAUCUACAAGCUGAUGAUCUUAUUAAUCAUAUGGUUUGA